Molecule: messenger RNA, 1761 nt
Organism: Heterotrigona itama
Lineage: Eukaryota; Metazoa; Arthropoda; Insecta; Hymenoptera; Apidae
Source: the annotation of a GenBank genome assembly
AUGACGGAUGAACUGAAAUUAGAUCACCGUGCAAAAAAAAGGAUCAAAGAGGUUAAAAGGAAAGCAAGACCAGGUAAACAUGUCAUAACCUAAUUUUAUAACCUAUACGUUGACGUGAUAUGGACGUAAAUUACUUUUAACAAACAAUUAUUCUUCACGAAUUAUUUUAUAUUACUAGUAUGACUAGAAGUAAUUGAGUCACCGUUUGUCUUCUUGUGACGCUCGUCGUUAUAAACAGAAUUUGGAUAUGUGAUACAAGACCGAACUAUCUUUGCCGACCUUGGAUGAUGUAACUUCAAAUUUACUGAAAGUAUUACGAUAACAAUGUAAUAUAAUGCACUUAUUCAUAAAUAGUUUACUGUUUUAAUUAUUGUAUAAGCAUUAAAUAUCUUUCAUUACAUAGUAUCAGUAAUACAUACAAAUACAAUAAAUCUUCAUUAUUUACAUACUAUAUUUUAUUUUAUAUUAUUGACGUCCCAUUGUUUUAAACAUUGUUCUUAUUCUUUUCUUUACAAUAAUUAAAUGUUUCUUCUAGAACUUGGUGAUAAGGCUGCUUGGAUCCAACAUGGCUACAAUAAAAAAUUUGAAUCAUUUUGGAAUUUUAUGGAUAAUGUGGAUCGUAUUGAUGAAUCUAAAGUAUCUACAGAAGAAUUUAUAGAAAAAUAUGAAAAACCUUACAAACCUGUGAUAAUACAAGGUGUUCAAAAUGGUUGGAAAGCCCAGCAUAAGUGGACUAUAGAGAGGUUAAUAAAAAAAUACAGAAAUCAAAAAUUUAAAUGUGGCGAAGACAAUGAAGGAUAUAGUGUAAAAAUGAAGAUGAAAUAUUAUGUACGCUAUAUGCUUAAUAAUGAAGAUGAUUCACCUUUGUACAUCUUUGAUAGUUCCUUUGGUGAACAUCCUAGACGAAAAAAAUUACUAGAAGAUUAUGUUAUUCCUAAAUAUUUCCGUGAUGACUUGUUUCAAUAUGCGGGAGAACAUAGAAGACCACCAUAUCGUUGGUUUGUUAUGGGACCUGCAAGGUCUGGUACAGGCAUACAUAUAGAUCCAUUAGGAACGAGUGCCUGGAAUGCACUGAUUUCCGGACAUAAGCGAUGGUGUUUAUUUCCUACACAUACACCGCGAGAACUUCUUAAAGUAUCUGCAGCUGAAGGCGGUAAACAACGAGAUGAAGCUAUUACAUGGUUUUCUGUUAUUUAUCCCCGUACAAAAUUGCCUACUUGGCCACAAGAUUGUUUACCAAUAGAGAUUUUACAAAAUCCUGGUGAAACUGUUUUUGUUCCUGGUGGUUGGUGGCAUGUUGUUUUAAAUCUUGAUGAAACUAUAGCAGUCACUCAAAAUUUUUGUUCCCGUACGAAUUUUCCCAUAGUGUGGCAUAAAACAGUACGGGGAAGACCAAAAUUAUCACGUAAAUGGUUAAAAGUACUCAGGGAUAAAGAACCAGAAUUAGCAGCAUUAGCUGAAACUAUAGAUGUAAAAGAAGAUACAGGUGUUGCCAGUGAUUCUUCCAGUGGUUCUUCAAGUAGUUCUUCAAGUAGUAGUAGUAGUAGUCAAUCAGAAGACAGUGCCGACGAUAGUGGUCAAGAAUCAUUGACAACACAUAAAAAGAAGAAGAGGUAUAUAUUUAUUGUUAUAUAUAUUUUUUGAAUUGAAAGAAACCCACGUUUAAUAUUAUUAUUAGUCUAUUUAUUUUUUUGCAAUUAUAAUUAGACAUAAUACUGUUUUUAAAUUUUUAGAAGAAAACUAAAUAAUAGCCAACCCUGA